AUGUCCAGCACCGUCAAGACCACCGGCAAGAAGACACGUUCGGCCAUCGCCGACGUUGUCACCCGCGAGUACACCAUCAACAUGCACAAGAGAAUGCACGGUGUUACUUUCAAGAAGCGCGCUCCUCGUGCUAUCAAGGAGAUCCGCGCCUUCGCUGAGCGGGCUAUGGUAAGUUUCUUCCCUCUUCAGUACCUGACUGAGGAAGCGAUGGGAUGGGAUUCAGCUAACCACUCGCGUUUCGCCAAUCAGGGCACCAAGGAUGUCCGCCUCGACCCCCAGCUGAACAAGAAGGUCUGGGAAGCCGGUGUCAAGGGCGUUCCUUUCCGCCUCCGCGUCCGCAUCUCCCGCAAGCGUAACGACGAGGAGGGCGCCAAGGAGAGACUCUACUCCUACGUUCAGGCCGUCAACGUCAAGGACGCCAAGGGUCUGCACACCUCUGUUGUUGACGAAUAA
Molecule: messenger RNA, 453 nt
Organism: Aspergillus thermomutatus
Lineage: Eukaryota; Fungi; Ascomycota; Eurotiomycetes; Eurotiales; Aspergillaceae
Product: 60S ribosomal eL31 domain-containing protein
Exons: 2
Coding region: 1-453 (150 amino acids)
Biological process (GO): cytoplasmic translation
Cellular component (GO): cytosolic large ribosomal subunit; ribosome
Molecular function (GO): structural constituent of ribosome
Source: RefSeq, a predicted model, not a curated record